Lates calcarifer (barramundi perch) is the source of this 669-nucleotide messenger RNA. RefSeq names its product RNA polymerase I and III subunit D (gene polr1d). The record is from RefSeq and is a predicted model, not a curated record. Gene Ontology annotation, cellular component: RNA polymerase III complex; RNA polymerase I complex. The transcript is spliced from 5 exons. Lineage: Eukaryota; Metazoa; Chordata; Actinopteri; Centropomidae. Bases 63 to 407 code for a protein of 114 amino acids. Gene Ontology annotation, biological process: DNA-templated transcription. Gene Ontology annotation, molecular function: DNA binding; DNA-directed RNA polymerase activity; protein dimerization activity.
ACAGUGACGAGGGCUAAAUACCCUCCAUAUUUGUAUUGACGGACGGAGUCGGAAUGUGAAGCAUGGCUGGAGAAGGCGAGAAGAAACCGGUGCUGGAGAUGGUCCAAGCUGAUGGGGCUGAUGAGGGCUGUGUGACAUUUGUGCUGCAUGAUGAAGACCAUACACUGGGCAACUCUCUCAGAUAUAUGAUCGUAAAAAAUCCGGAUGUGGACUUUUGUGGCUACACUAUCACCCAUCCAUCUGAGAGCAAGAUCAACUUUCGCAUUCAGACACGAGGAGGAGCUCCAGCCACAGAGCCUCUGCGGAGGGGUCUGAAUGAGCUCAGUGAUGUUUGUCAACAUGUCCUCAACACCUUUCAGGCAAGAGUGAAUGAGUUCAAAGAGCGGCAGGAACAACCCAUGGAAUGAAGAGCUUGGUAUAUGUGGGACUGUGGAGCUGUUAGACAUAAGUUCCCACAAAAAAACUGUAAAAAUUAGUUACCUUGAUAUUUCCUUUUUUAUAUUUUGACUAGCCAUAGAGAGACAUGGCACGCUCUCCUACUCCUGAAAAAAAAUAUUCACAGUCAAACAUUUGUACAGUUUUCAGAUUGAUUAAUGAUGUAUGAUAAAUGUGUGUUCUUGUGUUCAUCUUUCCUGAAUUGUUGGAAUAAAUAUUGAAACAAAUUUCAAA